Effrenium voratum is the source of this 1023-nucleotide messenger RNA. The record is from the annotation of a GenBank genome assembly. NCBI's taxonomy places the organism in Eukaryota, Dinophyceae, Suessiales, Symbiodiniaceae.
AUGUCGACCAACGGCAACGCCAUGUCCACCAAAGACUGGAUACUAAAGAAUUUCCUGAUCCUUGGCCUUUUGGCAGUCAUCACAUUUGGCCUGCUAUGCCCUGCACCAGGCGAAGCCUUGGAUGAGAUUCAGUUCGGCACCUUCCGCUUACCCCAGGUCGCUGUGAUCGUGAUUUUCGUGGUGAGCGGCCUAUGCUUGGACUCCAUCUCAGAGUGCCUGCAGUACAAGGCCUUAGCGCUGUCCAUUUUUCUGGUGCUUGGCGUGACACCGCUCCUGGCAUGGCCGAUUUUGCAUUUUGGGCAAGGCUAUGCCAAUGAGACCUUGCUCCAGGGCCUGGCAGUUUUCUGUGUGGUUCCGACCACCCUCUCAUCUGGCGUUACCAUGGUGACUCAAGCAAAGGGCAAUGUGUCGCUGGCCGUCCUGCUGACCACUAUCACGAAUCUGAUGGGUGUGGGGACGAUGCCGUGGUCGGUGUCCAAGAUCUUCGCGGCCUCGGUGGAGAUCAAGCCUUCGCAAAUGCUAUUCGAGCUGUUGUGGCUGACUCUGGUGCCCUUGGUGGUCGGAAUGGGACUCCGUGAGGUUUUUCCAGUAGCCAAGUCCUUUGCCAAGACCAACAAGAAAGUUCUUGGGCUUUGCCAGAACAGUUGCAUCCUUCUGGUGGUGCUGCUGAUGACCUCCAGUGCGCAGCCCCAGAUCGUGACCACGGAUUCCUCGGACCUGUCGGUCGCCCUGGCCAUUGCGGCCGGCAUCCACCUGGUAUACCGGGUGGUGGGCUACUUUUCGGCGACCGCUGCCAUGCUGGAGCCACGAGAAUGGGUCACGGUGGUUCUGAUGUCUAGCCAAAAGUCUUUGCCAGUGUGUGUCUCUGUGAUGUCUGCACUGCCUCCAAGCCUCCGCAAGCACUCGGGGCUCAUGAUCGUGCCCUGCAUCAUGGCCCAUGCAUCCCAGCUGAUCAUCGACUCUAUCUUGGCUGUUCGGUGGGAGGUCAUGGAAGAGAAGAAGGCUCCGCUCCUGGGCGCAUGA